Oryzias melastigma (Indian medaka) is the source of this 2887-nucleotide messenger RNA. Its product is annotated as solute carrier family 23 member 1. The record is from RefSeq and is a predicted model, not a curated record. Gene Ontology annotation, biological process: transmembrane transport. NCBI's taxonomy places the organism in Eukaryota, Metazoa, Chordata, Actinopteri, Beloniformes, Adrianichthyidae. The transcript has 12 exons. Gene Ontology annotation, molecular function: transmembrane transporter activity. Bases 144 to 1961 code for a protein of 605 amino acids. Gene Ontology annotation, cellular component: membrane.
AUGUGAGGAUGUUGGGCUGCAAAGGAGGGUUCUAAGAUAAGAAACCUCGUGGGUUUCUGAGCGUUCACUUUCACUGCCUGUUUAUACUCACACAGGUAUGAACUGAUUUAAUCGGCUUGUUUUCUGUUCACUGAGGAGUUGGAAUGGACUCAAAGAGGGAAAACGAGGGUCCUGACAAUCCGACGUUUCACAUGGAUGAGAAAGUUAUCGGUCAACUGAGCGGACAACCGAAAAGACAUGAUGCUAAAAACCAUCAGGACGACCCCGACAGAAACAAACCAACGUACUGUGUAACCGACGUUCCUGCGUGGUACCUGUGUAUCUUCCUGGCCAUCCAGCACUACCUGACGGCGUUUGGCGGGAUCAUCUCCAUCCCCCUCAUCCUCUCAGAGGGGCUGUGUCUGCAGCACGACAGCCUGACCCAGAGCUUACUCAUUAACACCAUCUUCUUCGUCUCCGGCCUCUGCACCCUCCUGCAGGUGACUUUAGGUGUCAGGCUUCCUAUCCUACAGGGGGGUACCUUCGCCCUGGUUACCCCGGCCAUGGCCAUGCUGUCUAUGCCAGACUGGAAGUGCCCUGCUUGGACCCAGAAUGCCAGCCUGGUCAACACGUCCUCCCCCGAGUUUGUGGAAGUGUGGCAGAGCCGCUUGAGAACUCUCCAGGGUUCCAUCAUGGCGGCCUCGGUCCUCCAGGUUCUGGUUGGUUUCUCUGGUCUGAUUGGCUUCCUCAUGCGCUUCAUUGGACCCCUGACCAUUGCCCCAACUGUCUCUCUCAUUGGCCUGUCGCUGUAUGACUCAGCCGGAGACAAGGCGGGAAGCCACUGGGGCAUCUCGGCAAUGACGGCGGUGCUGAUCAUCCUCUUCUCUCAAUACUUACGCCUCAUUCCGAUCCCUCUUCCUGUGUACAGCAAAUCCAAGAAGCUUCACACUUCAAACUUCUUCAUGUUCCAGACGAUGCCGAUUUUACUGGGCCUUGCAGUCUCCUGGUUGGCGUGUUACCUCCUCACCAUCUACGAUGUUCUACCAAAAGAUUCCGCUGCGUACGGACACUUGGCCCGAACCGAUGUGAAGGGAAAUGUUGUGAGUGAGGCGUCAUGGUUCAGGGUUCCUUAUCCUGGUCAGUGGGGGGUACCAACCGUGAACCUGGCAGCUGUGUUUGGGAUGCUGGCUGGCAUCAUCUGCUCCAUGGCAGAGUCUGUGGGCGACUACCACGCUUGUGCCAGGCUGUCUGGGGCUCCUCCACCCCCAGACCACGCCAUCAACCGGGGUAUAGGAAUUGAAGGUGUUGGCUCUCUGUUGGCGGGGGCCUUUGGCACAGGCAACGGAACUACUUCUUUCAGCGAGAAUGUGGCAGCACUUGGCAUCACCAAAGUGGGCAGUCGGACGGUGAUUCUCCUGAGUGGCGUUUUCAUGAUUCUAAUGGGAGUUUUUGGCAAAAUUGGAGCCGUCUUUGCCACGAUCCCCACUCCUGUUAUUGGAGGGAUGUUCAUCAUCAUGUUUGGGGUCAUAACUGCUGCUGGGAUUUCCAACCUCCAGUAUGUAGACAUGAACUCCUCAAGAAAUAUCUUCGUGUUUGGUUUCUCCCUGUUUUCCGCCCUCGUCAUUCCCAACUGGAUAAUGAAGAAUCCCGGAUAUCUACAAACAGGAAUCACAGAACUGGACCAAGUUCUGCAGAUUUUAUUUACCACUCACAUGUUCAUUGGGGGAUUCUUCGGCUUCUUUCUGGACAACACGAUUCCUGGCACUAAAGGUGAGCGUGGCCUUCUGGCGUGGAACAAAGUACAUCUUGAAGGCUCCAUAAACAGCAUGGUAUCUGAGGAGGUUUACGACUUCCCGUUUGGGAUAACUACUUCCCUCCAGUCCCAAUCCUGGAUCCGUUAUGUUCCUUUCUGCCCACGGAAGAGCGGCGAUCCUGAGAAGAAGCAGGAGAACACAGACGCAUUCCAGAGUACACGUGUCUGAAUCUUGAAAAUGACGUCUUUACACAAAAACAAGAAUCUUUAGAAAUUCUUAAAAAUAUAUAUCUUUUUGUUUUGGAUUCUGGUUUACACUCAGAGGAUCUCGUUUUUCUUUAGCCUCACAUGUUUCACAUGGACGGUCAAAUUGACGUUGUCACUACUUGGGACUGAAAGGAAAUAAAAAGAUCCCGCUCUGUCAGAGCUAUAAUGUCAUUUUUUCUUGUCUCCUGUGUAAAAGGAAAUUAAAUUGUAGAUACAUACUAUCGUGCAGCACAAUCUCUACAAUAUUUAAGCUGAAGAAGCUCUGGAUCCUUUUGUAGUGGUUUAUUUUGGAAAAAACAAAGAUAAGUUGUGGUCUCAUUUGCUGUUUGCCCUCCUCGCUGUCGGCUCUCGGCGUCUGAGCUCAUUUCCUCCGUCUAACCGCCUCUGACAGCCAGGUGUUGUGUUUUUACCUCAGGCCCGUUUGACCAGCAGCUCCUGUGCACCUCAGUACAGUUUUAAGAAAGUAUGCAACUAUUUUCAUGCAGAAGAUGAGGUUUUAUUUAAAAAAAAACAUUUUCAAGUUUAUGUGUGAAAGCCACAUUAUAACAGUAGGGUUUUGUGUAAUAAAAAGGCAGAAUUUUACAUUUUUACUACAAAUGUUAAGAAAUCCUAUGAAGCCCUUUUACCAACGAAAACUUUAGAGCGAAACUCGUCACAGGAGACAAGAAAAAUCAUAUGACAAAUGGAACAUUUGCCUUACUAUUUCAGAUUUUGUUCUCUUUUUGUGUUCAUGAAGAGUACCACAAAGUGAUAAAAAAAAGACCUAAAAAAAAUGACAAACUCUUCAUAACUUUCUGUUAGGAAUUCCAAACUUAAACUCUGACAAAAGAUGAUUAUGUUCAAAUUCAAGCAAUUUGAAACUUGAAAUCAUAAAUCUUCCAGUGAUUU